This is a messenger RNA of Carassius carassius (crucian carp), 759 nucleotides long. Its product is annotated as putative C-type lectin domain family 20 member A. The transcript has a single exon. NCBI's taxonomy places the organism in Eukaryota, Metazoa, Chordata, Actinopteri, Cypriniformes, Cyprinidae. The record is from RefSeq and is a predicted model, not a curated record. Bases 1 to 759 code for a protein of 252 amino acids.
AUGGCAACAAAAGCUACACUCACUGUUUUUCUGUUUUUAAGUCUCUUUGGACUGAACAGCAGCCUCAACAGAAAACACUAUUAUGUGAAUAAAAGUAUGACGUGGUCAGAUGCACAGUUGUACUGCCAGAAUUACUAUUAUGAUCUGUCCACCGUAAGCAAUGGUGAACUGCAACCACUCUCGAAUAAUCUGCAGAUCACUGAGGAUUUAUACUGGAUUGGACUCAGGGGACAUAAUCUGCUGUGGUGGUGGUGGACAUGGACCGGAGGUGAGGUUGCGACUGAUAUCCAGUGGGACGAUCGACAACCAAAUCAUAAUGGUGAAUAUUGUUGUGCUGUCAAAAAGUCCUCUUCUAAAGUGCAUGAUGUUGAUUGUGACUGGCUUAUGCCAUUUUACUGUAUGGAUGUCCUGGACCUGACUGUGGUGCAGCAGGAGAGCACAUGGGAAGAGGCCCUGCUAUACUGCAGACAAAACUACAAAGAUCUGGCCACACUGAACUCAGAUGAGCUCAUGAAAGAGGCAAGAGUUAAGAGCAGUGCAGCCCUGACUGAUGACGUGUGGAUGGGUCUGCGCUUUAUUGCUGGGCACUGGUUUUGGGCAAAUGGGGAAGAUUUUGAAUAUAAGGUCUGGUCUUCAGAUGAAGAGCUGCAGUGUCCUGCCAUGAAUCAGCGCUGUGCAGUUCUGAACCGUAAUAGUAUGGUUUGGAAACCUGUGGACUGUGAGCAGAGAUUCAGCUUUCUCUGUGCCAAUAAACCAUGA